AACACUUCUGAUUUCAUGGAGGGAGUAUCCCAUGAUGACUGCAGUUCGACCCACUUUUUCCUGGAUGAUAGCAGUGGAUGGAUGGUAGGGCCCAAAGAUCGGCUGCUAUUCUGGGUACCACCCGCUUCUCGACAUCCGUUUUAUAGCUCUCAGACUGCAUUAGUGAUGCCCAGAGGAGGUCCUGAGCUUGAUAUGAGCCGCAUGGCACACGGACAACACUGGCAAAAGUGCCGAGAGGGACCUUAAUACUGGCAAUAAACACAGCGUUGGAUCCAUUUUGGAGUUUCAGGUACAAUUUAGAUGUGACCGAGUGUACACUGGAUCGUACUUCGUAUUCUAUUCCAUACCCAGCAUCUCAUUUGU
This is a messenger RNA of Suillus bovinus, 363 nucleotides long. RefSeq lists its product as uncharacterized. The transcript has 2 exons. Bases 16 to 246 code for a protein of 76 amino acids. The record is from RefSeq and is a predicted model, not a curated record. NCBI's taxonomy places the organism in Eukaryota, Fungi, Basidiomycota, Agaricomycetes, Boletales, Suillaceae.